Gilbertella persicaria is the source of this 354-nucleotide messenger RNA. RefSeq names its product C2 domain-containing protein. The transcript has 2 exons. The record is from RefSeq and is a predicted model, not a curated record. Gene Ontology annotation, molecular function: calcium ion binding. Lineage: Eukaryota; Fungi; Mucoromycota; Mucoromycetes; Mucorales; Choanephoraceae. Bases 1 to 294 code for a protein of 97 amino acids.
AUGUCCUAUCAAGGUAUUCUGUAUGUCACUGUGAUUGAAGCCAGUAAUUUGACUGGUAAAGAUAUGAUUGGAAAGAACGAUCCUUAUGUUGAACUAUGGAUUGAUGAACGCUAUAAACAAAAGACACGAGUGAUCAAGAACAAUGAUAAUCCACUUUGGAAUCAAACAUUCACAUUUCCUCUGGAAGGCAAUGACCAUAAAAUCCAUUUCAAGGUCUUUGACAAGGACAUCAUUGGUAAAGAUACUAUUGGUGAAGCCAAGAUUGAUUUUAGCUCUGCAUAUGGGAUUGAAUAAGCAUGGCAAAUUACAUGUAUAUAUCGAAUUUAAAUAAAGAUUUAUUGUAACUGGAUAGGC